This is a messenger RNA of Phlebotomus argentipes, 1575 nucleotides long. RefSeq names its product segmentation protein paired (gene prd). Lineage: Eukaryota; Metazoa; Arthropoda; Insecta; Diptera; Psychodidae. Gene Ontology annotation, molecular function: RNA polymerase II cis-regulatory region sequence-specific DNA binding; DNA-binding transcription factor activity, RNA polymerase II-specific. The transcript is spliced from 5 exons. Gene Ontology annotation, biological process: regulation of transcription by RNA polymerase II; anatomical structure development. The record is from RefSeq and is a predicted model, not a curated record. Bases 1 to 1575 code for a protein of 524 amino acids.
AUGACUGUGACCAACAACUUUGGGACAAUGCAUCGGCCGUGUUUCAAUGGAUAUCCAUUUCAAGGUGAUAUGUCGACAGGUCAGGGACGUGUGAACCAACUGGGUGGCGUCUUCAUAAACGGGCGUCCGCUGCCCAACCACAUCCGGCUGAAAAUAGUGGAAAUGGCCGCCGCCGGCGUGCGUCCCUGCGUAAUAUCGCGCCAACUGCGCGUCAGCCAUGGCUGUGUCUCCAAGAUCCUCAAUCGCUACCAGGAAACUGGCUCAAUUCGUCCGGGCGUGAUUGGCGGAUCGAAGCCACGGGUGACGACGCCGGAAGUGGAGCAGCGAAUUGAGGAGUACAAGCGCGAGAAUCCCGGCAUCUUCUCCUGGGAGAUUCGCGAUCGCCUCGUGAAAGAGGGCAUCUGUGAUCGUCCAUCGGCGCCGUCCAUCUCCGCCAUCUCGCGACUCCUCCGCGGCCGCGAUGGUGACGAUGACAAGCGCCUGGGCAUGAGUCCCGAUGGUUCCCUCAAACCCUCCGAUGGAGAGCUCUCGGAUUGCGACAGUGAGCCGGGAAUUCCUCUCAAGAGGAAGCAGAGACGUUCCAGAACCACCUUCACCGCCAUUCAGCUCGAUGAGCUGGAGAGGGCGUUCGAGAGGACACAGUAUCCGGACAUUUACACCCGCGAGGAGCUCGCGCAGAGGACCAAAUUGACAGAGGCGCGCAUCCAAGUGUGGUUCAGCAAUCGCCGAGCGCGGCUCAGGAAGCAAAUCUCGUCGAGCUCAUCAGGAGGUCCUCCCUAUUCGGCAAUCAACAUGGCGAGCUCGCUACCCUACUCUGCAAAUUCGGCAGUUCCCAGCUAUCCCUUGAUGCCACAACCCCUGCCAGAACCGCCCAGUUUCGCUUCAACGGCCUCACAGAUGCAUGACUUCUACUCCUCGCAUUUGCAUCCUGUUCCGGGUCACGGUUCAAGCACACCAGCGUCUUCGGCUUUGACCCAUCCGGCGCACUUGCAUCAAAUACACAAUCCCACUCCGAGCUACGCCCUGCACUCCUCACCUUCGCUGGCCAUUUCGUCAGUGAACAGCUCCAGCAUCAACUCCGGCUCGACCUACACCCCGUCCGAGUCACACGCCCUCAACGGCUCCACCGCGAGCACAUCGUCAACGGCCGGAGGGAACAACAGCCCAACUGCCGCCAGUCACUUCCCCACGUCGGUGAAUCUGCCACCCACGCCAAACAGCCUCGUGACGAUGAUAGGCCCGAACUCUGGGAAUAGCAACAGCAACGAACCCGCAACGGCAUCGGAAGUGGCAAUUGAGGGAGCCACAACGUCGCUGUCGCAGCUCAGCCAGCAUUCCCUGUACUCGCCAUGGAAUCCCGCUGGCCCCACCGCCACCAGGCCCCCCUUGUCCCCCACAGACCACCACGGGGUGCCCGGCACCCGCAGUCCGCUGUACCACAACUUCAGCGGACUGUCGCUGCACCACAACCAAGCGCCCUUCAUGCACCAGCAGAACCUCACCGGCUACUCUUCCCACAACUCCGCCUCGCAGAUCGGCAAGAACUUCGGCAUGCAGCAAUUCUACUCCUGGUAG